CAUUCACUACGCCUAACUCAAAAUUAAAAAUAGUCACUACCGAGUAACGAGCUUUCUAGUUUUAGAUAUUGAAAAUCGUAUUUCGAGAAUCGGGGUUUUUAUUUUUUCGAAAAGUCGAAUAUGAAAAGAAAUAUAAUAACGGCUGUGAUCAUUGUCGUAGUCUAUAUCGCAGUUUCGUUAAGACGGGCCAAAGCCGACAAUGUUUUUCCGAAAAAAUAUCAUCAUUCGACGCGCUUCCAAAAACUCCAAACGAUCCGAAUAAUCAAGUCGCCCAAUUUGUUCUCGCAUUCUAACAGAUGCGAUGGUUUUGGAAUACUAAAAAGGUCCAUUAGUUGCGAUUUCGACCCGGACGAUUAUCUGGACGUGCCCCAAAUCAUCAGAAGACACGGAUAUCCAUCAGAAAGUCAUGUUAUCGAGUCUGAGGACGGAUACCUGACCAAAGUUCAUCGUAUCCCGGGUACCAAGCAGGGGAAUACUGGCGGACAACCUAUUUUUCUUCAGCACGGAUUGCUGGGCAGUAGCAUCGAUUGGAUUGUCAACGACGGAAACAAUGCCUUGGCGUUUCUAUUGGCUGAUCAAGGAUACGAUGUUUGGAUGGGUAAUUCAAGAGGCAACACUUACGCCCGAGGUCAUGUGUCUUUAAACGUCAACACCGUUCAGUUCUGGAAUUUCAGUUGGCAUGAAAUGGGAACCAAAGAUUUGCCGGCGAUCCUUUAUCAUAUUUCGAAUAUUACAAAAAAACCCGGGGAAAUAAUUUACAUUGGACACUCGAUGGGCACAACGAUGGCUUUCGUUUUUUCCUCAGUGUUACCCGAAAUGGCAAAAAACUUGAAGCUCAUUGUAGCAAUGGCUCCGACAGCAUAUAUGACGCACGCGCAAAGCCCCAUCAAGUAUUUGGCACCGUUUGCUAAUGACGUUAAUUGGGUGCUGAAAAAUCUGGGAGUAAAAAUAUUUCUUCCUAACAGUAAGGUUUUAAGGUUUCUAUCUUACGGAUGUACAAAGAAAUACACGAAGAAAAUAUGUGAUACUUUGGUAUUCGCACUGGCCGGUUUCGACGGAUCCGAAUUUAAUACGGCCCUGUUGCCUAAAUUGUUAAGCCACGAUCCAGCAGGUACGUCAACCAAAACGCCGUUACACUACGCCCAGGAAAUACAAAACGAGGGAAAUUUUCAACAAUUUGACUAUGGACUCGAGGGGAAUAUGAGACAGUACGGUACUCCAAAUCCACCGCAAUACGAUUUAAAGAAAAUAAAAGUACCGAUGCAUCUAAUUUACGCAGAGAAUGAUAAAUUGACCAGUUAUAUAGACGUGGAAAGAUUGUCGGAAGUCCUUCCUAAUGUUGUCGGUAUGGUGAAAGUCCCCUCAAAAAAAUUUAGUCAUGGUGACUUUGUUUUUGGGAAGAAUGUUUACGAAUUGGUUUAUGAACCCCUUAUGCGUGUGCUCUCUAAUUAUACUAUGAAAAAUUAGAUAGAAAAAGAUCAAAAUGUGCCUUAGUUGUGAUAAUAUGUAUAAAAUAUAUUUCAUAUAUAAUAAAUCAUGUUA
Molecule: messenger RNA, 1542 nt
Organism: Cylas formicarius (sweet potato weevil)
Lineage: Eukaryota; Metazoa; Arthropoda; Insecta; Coleoptera; Brentidae
Product: lipase member K-like
Exons: 4
Coding region: 121-1467 (448 amino acids)
Biological process (GO): lipid metabolic process
Molecular function (GO): hydrolase activity, acting on ester bonds
Source: RefSeq, a predicted model, not a curated record